AUGCGUGAUGGAUACACAAUUCCAUCUCAACAACAAGCUCAACCUCCGUGAGAUUAAUUUUUUCAAGUUUCUCUUUUUUUUCAAAACAUCUUUCGAAUUUAGAUCUCGAGUUUUAAAACGUGGAGAUACACCAUCAUUGACAUCCGUCGGCAGAAUUUCAGCUAUGAAUACUCUUCUCAAAAUUGAUAGGGAAUUUCAUAAAGAACACCAAUAAUUCAAAUGAGCCAUCUCCCACAAAACACUUUAAUAAACAUCUAUUAAGGUUGCGUUUUCUUUCGAAAUUUCAAAUUAAAAUUGAUGGUUUCAGGUUUCUCUUGAAGAAAAUGCACCAGAAACAACUGGCUGGUUUGAUAUUCCCUAUGAAAUGAGGAAAAUUGUGAUCGAUGAAAUGGAUGUUGAAACUCGAUGUAGAUUUGAAAUUUGUUCAAGAAAAUGUGAAGAUGAAACAAAAAUGUCGAAAAAACUUUUGACAAGAAUUGCAAUUCGACAGAGAAUUUCGGCGGAAAAUAUUUUUUGCUGGAAAAUUAUCGAUCAAAAUUCGACGUCUUAUCAAUGA
Caenorhabditis angaria is the source of this 556-nucleotide messenger RNA. NCBI's taxonomy places the organism in Eukaryota, Metazoa, Nematoda, Chromadorea, Rhabditida, Rhabditidae. The record is from the annotation of a GenBank genome assembly.